Molecule: messenger RNA, 2700 nt
Organism: Sphaerulina musiva SO2202
Lineage: Eukaryota; Fungi; Ascomycota; Dothideomycetes; Mycosphaerellales; Mycosphaerellaceae
Exons: 1
Coding region: 463-888 (141 amino acids)
Source: RefSeq, a predicted model, not a curated record
GCCGAAAUACGUACCUCGUUAACCACUUCACCACCCCGCCCUUCCCGCCGUCCCCGUCCACCUGGCCCCAGGGGCCAGGUGGAUGAGUAAUGCAAAACAAUCCACAAUGAUAUACUCAAUACUACGACCGAGCCCGUGCCUACCCGUGGCGGCGCUUGUAACGCCCCGAGCACCGGUAGAGCGACAGCGAGGACAUGGGAAAGCAAUGCACUGUUGUAGGCCAUGCAAGUCUACGCGUGCUCUUCUUGGUGUUGUGGUUGCCAGGCCUGCUCGCGUGAAGGAAGAUGCAAGUAGUGUCAUGCCAGCCGAGCAUAUUCCAGGGCAGCGUGCUUUGACAUACCUAGAACAUGUUCCACUUCUGUUCUCAGUAGAAGAAGCUACCGCAAGAGAGGAUGUGAUCGAGGCAACAGUCCAACACAACAUUGUGUAUCCUGCUCUUUGGUGAGCGUCAGGAACUGUUAAAUGUGUUCCUCGGCUGCGUUGCCCACGCCGACUAGACAAGCCUGCUCGAGGAGUGGUUGUGAGCUGUUUCUAUUACAACGAUCAAAGCCUCAACAACAUCUUUUAACCGCACAACCAAUGUGCUCGCCUUUUCACCGUCGCAUACGCGUCAACGACAGCAGGAGUCGAGUCGCUAUCUUCUGUCGAGUAGACUUCAUCUUCACUUGCACGGUCGCGACUUCCCGGUGCACUAGAAGAGGCUUGUCGCCGCAGACUCGAAAGUCAGCGCUUCAGUGCGGCGACGACAACGGAUGGGACGGUCUGCUCAAUGCGCUCUACACUAGACGCCUCAGUUGGAGAUUCCACGCAGCCGUUGGAUUGGACCAACGAUCAGGCAGUGAAGCGAGAGCGGCGAGGAGAAACGAUACCAGCCGACGGCGACAGUAACGCUGCCCCUCAGUACACAGCGGCCUAAGUCGUCGACGCCGCCGUGACGGACACCGUCAUGAAUAUGAGGAGGUGACACUGGCGGACGGUAAGUACGGCGACGGACGCGUCCUGUUGCGCGGCGCUUCGCAGAUUCCACGCGGUAGCGGCACUCAGCGAGCGUCACCAGCAAUGUCUAUUGGAGGACACCACUUCAUCAGAUGGCGCGCUGGGAGAUGCUGCCGCAGGAUCAUCAAUGACCAUUACACGGACAACAGUACAGCAUCGUGUCUUACGGCAUCAUGCUGUCCUUCGUCGCCAAUCGUCGUUUAAUGGCUUUCAGCCAGUGACCUCGAGCAACACACGACGAUGAAGUACGGCCAGGCCGAGACAGCCACCACGCACAAUCACGAUGGAGGUCAUAUCAGCAAGCCGUGCGAGCAAGCAUCAUCCAGGCCACUUUGGCUCGCAUCCGCGUGCUGCACGAAUGAGGCGCAAACCUGUCAGCUUCCAGGCCAAACAGUUCAGGUUGACCACGAAGCCAGUGGCUGCCAGGAGCUGCGCAGUCGGCGCGGCAUCAUGACCUCAAUGGCAACUAUACACCGACAAUGUAGGUGCGGAGAGCAGGACGAAGACGUGAGGCAGUUUCCUGGGUGGUACCGAUGCGCUUGUCGAUCGAAGUACUGGCAUGGAGACUUCCAACUCGGUCACAAAGGCAAUUCAUAGCCACCGCGACAAUCAUCUCUUCGAUGGGCUGAGCACCGGAUGAGACAAGAUGCCGAUGACAGCGGUCAAAGCAACAGGCCUCUCCACGGAUGGUGGACACAGCACAAGAAUUGUUGCGACAACACUGGGCUGUCCUGUCCUGUCCUGUGCCUACGCUCGGACAGAUCGCAGCUGCAUCCUUGUCGUCGAGCUAUCUCCAGCGUAGCAAUGGACUCGAUACAGCAGUAAGAUCUUCCCACGCGCCGAGAGGAGCAAUAGGAGGGCCGGAGGAGAACUGGCAAUCUUCCAGAACCUCUGAGAAUACAUACAACCUCGAACUUCUUGGUCCCACUUGGAGUGUGCGACGACUCCACGUAGACGGCACUUCCGACAGAUCUCUCGCCUUGGUUAUGGAAUGCGAGCGAUGUGGCUUCCACAAGCAGUGAGAGAAAGCGGUCCAGGUCUCGUGGAGCGACCUGACAUAUCUGUUUACGGACUUCUCGACACGACUGCAUCUUUGGAGGUCCAUAUCCGGGAUAAAGCAAUCAGCUUGAGACUCGGCAGCUUCCUGGAUUCGUCUCAGCGGUCUCUCGAGCACCUGUUCUCCUUCUGCGGUGUCAUCUCGCUCUCCUAUCACUUAAGCCAUUGAAACGUUCAAGCAGAUGGCAUGUCAUGUUGCGACGACCUUUGUUCGUGGCUGCAGUAACCCAAUUUGCCGCAACUCAGUGCGCUCGCCUAGAAAUGACUAGGCUGGCAACGCUGUGGACAGACCAGCAGGUUUGGUCUGACAACACCGCAGAAACUUCAAAGGAUCCAUGCCAAUUUGUUCAGUCUUUCGACGUUGCGGCUGGAUAGCAGUAUGCAGCAUUCGGGACUCUAGUCAUUCUGUAAUGGCAGAGCUGGGUGGCGCCCUGCGACUAUGACUUCCGUAUUCGCUGCAAAGAAUACCGCACGCUAGCCUGAGGUCCCUAGGCUUGCUGAGCACUUCAUCACAGGUGCUCGGUGGCGACCAGAGUGCCAAGUCCGGCAAUCCCGCAGGAGGGCGAUCGUAAAGAAGGACGUCGAAAGAUGCGAACAAGGACUUCGAAGUUCUGCAUCCGAUCCCACGGAAAAAGAGCUCAUAGGUAC